AUGGCUGAGGAUGAAGCCCAAAGUAUGAUGCAAGGUUCUGAAGCUGGAGAACAACCUGUAAACAAUGAUGUCCCAAUCCCGGGACACGAUAUAUUACAGACAAUGGCGACUGCUUUGCGCCAGAUAGCAGGAACAACAACUCCUACUCGAGAUUCGGUGGUUGAAAAAUUACAUAAGAAUAGAGCUGAAGACUUUAAAGGAAGGCGAACUGAUGAUCCUAAUGCAGCUGAGUACUGGUUACAACAACUUGAGCGAAUCUUCACUUUCAUGCCAUGUACUCAAGAAGAAAAACUACAGGGUACUGUAGCAUUACUAAAAGAAGAAGCAUAUAUAUGGUGGUUGAACAAAGUAGAGAGAUGCACUCCGGAGAUGAUCACCUGGGAAUUCUUUGUAAAAGAAUUCAGAAAGCGAUAUGUGGGGGUAAAGUUCAUGGAGGAAAGAAAAAGGGAGUUCCUCCACUUGGUACAGGGUAGCAUGUCCGUUCUUGAGUAUGAAAGUGUAUUUCAACGUUUGUCUCGAUAUGCAUGA
Messenger RNA from Salvia hispanica, 528 nucleotides. The record is from RefSeq and is a predicted model, not a curated record. Lineage: Eukaryota; Viridiplantae; Streptophyta; Magnoliopsida; Lamiales; Lamiaceae.